This is a messenger RNA of Panthera uncia (snow leopard), 1940 nucleotides long. It is a transcript of the gene UBE2I, whose product is annotated as ubiquitin conjugating enzyme E2 I. Gene Ontology annotation, molecular function: SUMO conjugating enzyme activity. The record is from RefSeq and is a predicted model, not a curated record. The transcript is spliced from 5 exons. Gene Ontology annotation, cellular component: nucleus. Gene Ontology annotation, biological process: protein sumoylation. Bases 564 to 965 code for a protein of 133 amino acids. NCBI's taxonomy places the organism in Eukaryota, Metazoa, Chordata, Mammalia, Carnivora, Felidae.
CCCCGGCCCUGCCCCGCGCCCCCGCCCCGGGCAGGCCCCGCUCCCCGGAACCGGUCCUCCUCGGAGCUACGGGCGUGCGGCCUCGGUCCCGGGCCUGGGGUCGCGUCGGGCCGGCCCCUCGGCCCCCCGCCGCGCGCCCCGUUCGGGAGCCGAGAGAACGGCCCCCUGGCGCGUGCUCGGCGGCGUCCCCGAGGUGCUGCUGGCAGCGGCCGCUGUUGACAGGGACGCGAGCCUGGGCCGCCCCGCCGCCGGGGCUCUUCUCCGCCCCAGGGAAAUUCGUUUCCGGGGUCACGGUCUGCACACAGACCUGUGGCGCCUGGCAGCUGGGGCGAGCGUGCACGGCAGAAAGAGUUGAAAGUAGGGGAUUGCAACAUCGCCGGCUCGUUUGGCGGGGGUCGAGAAACCAAAACAGUCUGAGUUUUCUUGUGUCUCUGAAGAGCUCCCCUUGCAGUUGGUGGGAUCCCUCCCUGACGUUAGCGCUGCGCUCGAGGGAGAGUUUUCGUAUGCGGUUGCUUUGUAGCCAUCGAACGGAGGUCGGAACUGGUAGUUAACGGACUUUGAACAUGUCGGGGAUCGCCCUCAGCAGACUGGCCCAGGAGAGGAAAGCCUGGAGAAAGGACCACCCGUUUGGCUUUGUGGCUGUCCCAACAAAAAACCCCGAUGGCACGAUGAACCUCAUGAACUGGGAGUGCGCCAUUCCCGGGAAGAAAGGGACCCCGUGGGAAGGAGGCUUGUUUAAACUGCGCAUGCUUUUCAAGGACGACUACCCAUCCUCACCCCCAAAAUGGAUGGGCGUCACAAGGACCACGGUCCGGAACCCCACCUCUCGGAGGGUUUCCUUCCCCGACCCGUUGUCACCGUGCCCGUUUAUUAACACUCCACAUCCAACUUGUUGGCCGCGUGCCGCCUGGAUGGAUAAGUCUCCGGAGAAGGCCGUGGGAAGAAAAGGCCAAGGCUGUCUUUAACGUCGUGCUACGGUUAUGUCAUCGAAGUGCACUUUCGUGAGACUCGGGACGGGAGGAGCACCAGAUUCCUCCCCGCUUGCAGCUGGAAACCACCGAAGCCGGUCCGUGGUUGGUUAAUUAAAUGAGUUAAGGCGUGCCUCAGUGUGUGGAGAAGUGUCCCGCACAGCACGUGGCCACCGGGAACGGCUAUACGUAAACAUCUACGCUUGGGUUAGUAACUCGAAAAGGUAGAAGAACGUUUUCCGUCAUAACGGCAUCUAGCAGAAGAGUUUUCAACAUGGAUAAUUAGCAGGGUGACCACUGGGAUGGAGACUUUUCAUUUGGCUGGUUCUUUGCUGUUUGAAUUGUUUCUGCCGCGUGGAGGUAUUGCGUUGAAUAGUAGCUCUGAUUAAGAAACGAGACUGGUCACGGCUGCUUUCGUCACUUGUGUUCAGCUUGAUACCUGAAUUCCAAGCGGACUUGACAAGGCAAGAACAAAAAUCCCAGCCGAAGAGCGGGAAGGGAAGACGGGCUGCAGAUGGUCUCGCCUUUCUUUUUAGAUCUUUUUGGUAAGGUUGUGCAAUAAAGGAUUAACCUGCAAAAACCUAUUUUCAACGUAAUUGCAACAAACGGAAGUGUUUGACCCCGACCGUUUACAAUAGUAUCAAAUCCAAGUGUGGAAGUUUUUGUGGAAAUCGUCACACAGAUUCUAGAAGUCAGGAGCACGGAGAGUAGCCGCGGCCCUUAGAGUGCCGGGAGUGGUCGGGGAGGCCGGGGCUGAGGCGCGUCGGUCCACGGGCACCCACACCCGUCAGCAGGAUGGGCAAGAUGUAAACGGACAGACCUGCUACGGGGACUCGGUGAGUGGGACGCAGGCCUGCCUGGCAGAGGCCACACGUGCCACGUGUUUGUGACACGGGCGCAAGGCUAGUCCGGCGAAGGGACCGGGCCCACAGAGUAUCCCUGCGGAGGAGACAGGAAUAUCCCCCCCCCCCC